UGGGACCGGGUCGGGCUGUCGGUGGCUGGCGUUGCGGGGACAGGGACCAUGGCUUGGGGCGAGUUCAACCUCCUGCGGUGGCUCCGGGAGGGCCGGCAGUCCAGGAAACUCAUCCUGCUGAUCGUGUUCAUCGCCUUGCUGCUGGACAACAUGCUGCUCACGGUCGUCGUGCCAAUAAUUCCCAGUUACCUUUACAGCAUCAGACAUGAGAAAAAUGCCACAGAAAUCCAGACUCCUAAGCCUAACGUAGUCUCAACCAUGACGGACAAUUUUCAGAGCAUCUUCUCCUACUAUGACAACUCAACAAUAGUUACUGGAAAUGAAUCUGAUAAGGCACAACCCGGAGACUUGCAUCAUACUCAGACAGAACAAAUGAUAGUAAAUGUGACUCCUUCCCCAUCCGACUGCCCUAAGGAAGAUAAGGACCUGCUGAAUGAAAAUGUUCAAGUCGGUCUCUUGUUUGCUUCCAAAGCAACAGUGCAGCUGAUCACUAACCCCUUCAUAGGGCCACUGACAAACAGAAUAGGCUACCAGAUUCCACUGUUUGCUGGCUUCUGCAUCAUGUUUGUGUCAACAAUCAUGUUUGCUUUCUCUGGAAGCUAUGCAUUGCUGUUUAUUGCCAGGUCCCUUCAAGGAGUGGGUUCCUCUUGUUCUUCAGUGGCAGGGAUGGGCAUGCUAGCCAGUGUGUACACAGAUGAUGAAGAGAGAGGCAACGCAAUGGGAAUUGCACUAGGAGGCCUUGCUAUGGGAGUAUUAGUGGGGCCACCUUUUGGGAGUGUCAUGUACGAGUUUGUGGGGAAGAGCUCUCCUUUCCUGGUGCUGGCAGCACUGGCUCUGCUGGAUGGAGCUGUUCAAUUAUUUAUUCUGCAGCCAUCCAGAGCACAAGCAGAAUGUCAGAAGGGGACACCGUUGCUGACCCUGCUGAAGGACCCAUAUAUCAUUAUUGCAGCAGGAUCUAUCUGCUUUGCAAACAUGGCUAUUGCUAUGCUUGAGCCAGCUCUGCCCAUCUGGAUGAUGGAGACAAUGUGUUCACAAAAAUGGCAGCUUGGCAUCGCUUUUAUUCCAGCUAGUAUCUCUUAUCUCAUUGGGACUAAUCUUUUUGGGAUACUUGCACACAAAAUAGGAAGGUGGCUUUGUGCUUUACUUGGGAUGCUCAUCGUGGGAAUAAGUAUUUUAUGCGUACCAUUUGCUAAAAACAUUUAUGGGCUCAUCGCACCAAAUUUUGGAGUUGGAUUUGCCAUUGGAAUGGUGGACUCCUCCAUGAUGCCAAUUAUGGGCUACCUGGUAGAUCUGCGCCACGUGUCAGUCUAUGGCAGCGUGUACGCAAUAGCUGAUGUUGCCUUCUGCAUGGGCUUUGCCAUAGGUCCUUCUGCUGGUGGUGCCAUUGCAAAGGCCAUUGGAUUCCCAUGGCUCAUGACAAUUAUAGGGAUUGUGGAUAUCCUCUUCGCUCCCCUCUGCUUCUUCCUUCGAAGCCCACCUGCCAAAGAGGAGAAGAUGGCAAUACUCAUGGAUCACAACUGUCCUGUGAAAACCAAAAUGUACACCCAGAACAACAUCCAGUCCUACCCCAUAGGUGAUGAAGAAGAGUAUGAAAGUGAAUAACAUGAAAAGCCAUAGGAUAUAUUCUGGUGUACAAAACACAGUGUUUCAUGUGAAACAUCUCAUCCAGAAAUAGGUUUUAGUUGUACUGUACAUUUAAUAGUGAAAUGGUCAAAAAAACCAAAGGUAUAUUAUUCAUUGCCCAUGGUUCUAAAGCAGACUGCUAACUGCCUUAUAAAGAGGUGAAAAGCUUUUUAUAGAGGAUUUGUAUAGUGUUUAUCUUUAUUUUGUGUAUUUAAUUUUAUUGAAUAUUACACUAUUUUUUCUUAAAUGUGUAGCAUAAAUCUGUCUAGAUGUGAAUUCUAGCUGUUUGGUUUUUGAAGUUAACUCAUUGAUGUAAAACAUUUAAUAUUUUGUUUGGAGUCAUGUUAGUGCCAAGAGCUUGGGUCUUUCUUACCUAAUUGGAAGGAAAAAACCCAAACCCAAAGCUCAAAGACGACUUUUCCAAUUUGCAUAUUAUUAAAUUAUAUCAUUGUAAGUAGAAUUGAGAGUCUAGAUAUCACUGUCACUUUUUUGAUCAACUUUAGGUCAAAAAUUACAAAAGGCACAACUUAAUUAAAAAAAAAUGCACCUGGAAUGCUGGGGAAAACAGUAUUUAUUUCAAACAAACAAGUGUAUUGCUAUUAGCCAGUAUUAGUUAAUGAAGUUUUAAUUAGUCAACGAGUUGUGUGAUAUGAAGUCCCCAAAAAAAACACACCACCAGGUAAACAAGAAGGUAUGAAUGUGCUCAGUUCCUUUCCCUUAAAGGGAGUAAGAACAGCAUGAAGAUACUGUUUAUAUUUCUAUCUUUUGAAUCCUUUAUUUUUAAUAUCUCAACUUCAUUUUAGGUGCAUCUCAAGGGACUGGUUAAGAAAAGCUGCAGUAUCACAGUAUUUAGUCUUAGCAUGUGCUGAAGGUAAGGUGGUAACUUAAGCAGGUCAAACAAAAAACAAUUUUUCAUGCAUUCUCAUGCACAUCUAGAAAAUCAACACCUGUUUAUUUUUUAAAAAUGAGUUAAAAUACCGACUUUGCUAAAAAAUAAUGAGAAAAUAGACUAGUUUGUUGCCAAGAUCUCUAAACAUUUGAGGAUGCAGUCUAACACGGGUGAAGCACUAUAUCAGGCAUCUGCACUGAGAGCAAUCAUAGAAUGGUUUGGGUUGGAAGGGAUUUAGAAGAGCAUCUUGCUCCAAACCCCCUUGAAGGACAGUGAAACCUUCCACUAGAACAAUCAGACCUAGAAAGGAAGCAUUUUAAAGCAAUCCCAAUGUCCUUAUCAACUGUGGUGUAUCUUUUUUAAUUUGUAAAAUUAAAAUCUUCAUGUGCCUUCUUUUGUGUAAUUGCAGAUGUUUGAUGUACUACAGCAUAGAUACUAUGUUUACAUAUAGUUUUGUAAAGUGUAUAUACUAUGGUGAAGAUACCAAAAAAAAAGAUAUAGUGGAUCAAACUUCAAGUAUUGCUUUGUCAAUAAUGAUGCAGUUAGACAGCAUUAAAAUAAAGUUAUCUGAAAGAAGUUAAUGAUCUAUUGUAAUAAAGACAAUUCAAAAAGAAA
Molecule: messenger RNA, 3127 nt
Organism: Apus apus (common swift)
Lineage: Eukaryota; Metazoa; Chordata; Aves; Apodiformes; Apodidae
Gene: SLC18A2
Product: solute carrier family 18 member A2
Exons: 16
Coding region: 49-1602 (517 amino acids)
Biological process (GO): xenobiotic transport; aminergic neurotransmitter loading into synaptic vesicle; transmembrane transport
Cellular component (GO): synaptic vesicle membrane; terminal bouton
Molecular function (GO): serotonin:sodium:chloride symporter activity; xenobiotic transmembrane transporter activity
Source: RefSeq, a predicted model, not a curated record